UUCUAUAUUAAAUACGGAAUAUUUGUUUUUUACUUUUUAAUUUUUUUUCAGACCAAGAAAAGAAAUUCAGGCCGCGGUCUAAAAUGUCAUAAUCCGAGCCCCACUCGGACCGGUCAUACCCUUAGCCAGCCUCGCACAGAAGCAAGGCUGCUCCUUCUGGGCCCCGCCAAACCACGCGCCACCAUCCCGCUGCCCCCCUUGCCCCCUCCAGCCACCGGAUCCACUCCCUACGCCUCCAUUCGUCAGAGUUUUGUCUCAAAUACCUAGGGUUUUCUGAAGAUCGAGUCACCGAGCCUUCUCAAUUUGCCAGCCAUGGUUUGUUCCUUAGUCUAGUGACUGCUGAUUGACGAUAGUUGAAUCAAUUAUCUGCGUUCAUCUUCAGUGUGAGAGCUGCCGUGGAUGCUGUACUCCAACCAUUGGCGGUUUUGCCACGGGGUCUUCUUCUUAAGAUAGUACAAUAGCUGUGAUCCGUGUAAUUAAUCUGUGACAAGGGUUAGUGAUAAGUUACAAGGUUGUAUGCAAACCAUGGAGCUUGGGAAACAUACAAGUUUUAGCAACGCACCUUCUUUGAAAGUGGGUAAAGUGACUUUUCCAUGUAAGUUAAGUGCAGAAGCCCAGAUGGAACCUGGAGAUGUUGCUGCUUCCAUGGAUGUAGAUGUUGAUCACCGAGAAAUUUAUUUUUUGAUCAUGCAUUUUCUAUCUGCUGGGCCAUGCCAAAAAACGCUUGGUAAACUCUGGGAGGAACUUUUAGAACAUAAGCUCUUUCCUAGAAGAUAUCAUGCCUGGUAUUCAAGGAGCGGUGCAGUCUGUGGGGACGAAAAUUGCGACGGAAACUCAUUUCCUCUAAAUUAUAACAAUUUGGCUGGAAGGUACUCUCACAUUGGAAAGGAUCACUUGGUCAGGUUGCUCAAACAGCUGAUGCUGAUGACACAUCCUCCAUUACAGUGUCCACCUGGAAGAUUUUCCCCAAGUCCCGCUGAUGUUCCUACAUUACUUGGAACUGGGUCCAUUUCUUUGUUGCCAUGUGAGAGAAAUAAAAUAAAUAAGAAGAUAAAAGAUUUACCAUCUUACCUUCGCUGGCCUCAUAUGCAAGCUGAUCAGGUUCGAGGCCUUAGAUUGAGAGAAAUAGGAGGUGGAUUUACAAAACACCAUCGCGCUCCAUCUAUACGUGUCGCAUGUUAUGCCAUUGCUAAACCAUCAACUAUGGUGCCAAAGAUGCUAAAUGUGAUAAAGUUGAGAGGACAUAGGAAUGCUGUAUACUGCGCAAUAUUUGAUCGCUCUGGUCGCUAUGUGAUUACUGGAUCGGAUGAUCGAUUGGUAAAGAUUUGGUCUAUGGAAACUGCAUUAUGCCUAGCUAGCUGUCGUGGACAUGAAGGUGACAUUACAGAUUUGUCCGUCAGUUCAAAUAAUGCUUUAGUGGCAUCAGCGUCAAAUGACUUUACCAUUCGUGUUUGGCGACUGCCGGACGGGUACCCCAUUUCAGUUCUUCGUGGACAUACUGGAGCUGUUACUGCCAUUGCCUUUACUCCCAGGCCAAACACUCUCUACCACCUCUUAUCAUCAUCUGAUGAUGGAACAUGCCGGGUAUGGGAUGCUAGAUCCUCCCAGUGUCGUCCUCGUGUUUAUUGCCCAAAGCCAAAAGAUGCUACCACUGGAACAAUCAGUGGAUUGCCUUCAGCUAGUGCAUCAUUGGGCGCUGCUUUACAGUGCCCUCAAAUAUUGUGUUGUGCAUACAAUGCUAAUGGGACUAUCUUUGUUACUGGGAGUUCUGAUAGUUAUGCAAGGGUUUGGAGAGCUUUUAAACCCAGUACAGAUGAUCACGACAAAGUAAGUCAUGAAAUUGACAAACUAGCUGGCCAUGAGGAUGAUGUCAACUAUGUGCAGUUCAGUGGCUGUGCUGUGGCUUCACGAUCUUCUUCAUCUGAUUCAGUUAUGGAGGAUAAUAUCGUGAAGUUUAAAAAUUCCUGGUUUAAUCAUGAUAACAUCGUUACCUGCUCACGUGAUGGCAGUGCAAUUAUUUGGGUGCCUAGAUCUCGGAGAUCUCAUGGAAAAGUUGGACGUUGGGUUCAGGCAUAUCAUCUUAAAGUUCCUCCUCCACCUCUACCACCCCAACCUCCCCGAGGUGGUCCCCGCCAGAGAUUUCUUCCAACUCCUCGUGGUGUUAAUAUGAUAGUAUGGAGCCUGGAUAAUCGUUUUGUGCUUGCUGCUAUUAUGGACAACAGAAUAUGUGUUUGGAAUGCUAAUGAUGGUAGCUUGGUGCACUCGUUGGAGGGUCAUACAGCUUCUACUUACGUUCUGGACGUGCAUCCAUUCAACCCAAGAAUUGCUAUGAGUGCUGGGUAUGAUGGGAAAACAAUAUUGUGGGAUAUAUGGGAGGGUACUGCAAUAAAAACGCAUCACAUAGAUGAGCGCUUUAAGUUGGUUGAUGGGAAGUUUUCACAGGAUGGCACGUCAAUCGUGCUUUCAGAUGAUGUAGGACAAAUAUAUUUGCUAAUCACUGGAGAAGGAGAGUCCCAGAAAGAUGCUAAAUAUGAUCAGUUUUUCCUUGGGGAUUACCGCCCCCUUACCCAGGACACUCAUGGCAAUGUUGUUGAUCAGGAAACACAGCUUGCGCCAUACGUGAGGAAUAUUCAAGAUCCAUUAUGUGAUUCGAACUUGCUUCCAUACCCAGAACCCUACCAGAGUAUGUAUCAGCAGCGUCGGCUUGGUGCUCUGGGAAUUGAGUGGCGUCCUUCUUCCAUAAAGUUCGCUAUUGGCACAGAUAUUGGGAUGGGCCAAGAGUUCCAGAUAUUACCUUUGCCAGACUUGGAUGUAGUACUCGAGCCACUGCCGGAUUAUGUAGAUGCUAUGUACUGGGAACCUGAAAAUGAUGUCAUCAAUGAUGACAAUGAUUCAGAGUACAAUGUCACAGAAGAAAAUUUUAGUGAUGAUCAAACUUGCCUUAGUGCCAACAUAUCCAGUGACUCAGAAUGUAGUGAAGAAGAGAAGGGGAGACGAAUAAUAAAAGAUAGUAUGCGCCGGUCAAAUGGAAAAAAAUCUAUGAUAGAGGCUGAAUUGAUGACUUCUUCUGGUAGACGAAUCAAAAAGAGGACAUGGGAUGCUCGAGAGGGAGCUUCGUCCAGGAGCAAAAGAUAUAAAAAAUCGAAGAUUGGUCUGAGGACCUCUAGAAAGAAGUCUAUUGAGUCAAAGUCAUCGAGACCUCAAAGAGUUGCCGCACACAGUGCAAACCAUAAUUUCUCCCAGAUAACCGAAAUUUCUUCAGAUGAAGAGGAAGAGGACUCAGCGGGUGACACCUCAGAUAGUGAAUCAUCCUUGGAAGGCUCAUUCAUUGAGAAAAAGGAACACGAUGAUAACGUGCUUAAUGAGGAACCGAAAUAUUCAGCUGUUGCAGUGGUAUCUUCAAAUUUGUCUGAAAGCAAACCUCUCAACCACCCUGAUUCCCAGAGCAAUAUUGGAAACAAGAAGAAAUUGGUGCUGAGAUUUUCUCUUCACAAACAUAAGACACCUACAUUUUCCGAGAACCAUGUGGACCAAUCGAAGAGCCACGCUAGUAUUGAAUCAUCUACUUUCAGAGCUAAUGAAAUAAACCAUGAAGAAGACAAAGCCAAUUCCAGAUCAGGUGAUCUAGGUUCAGCUUCUGCGACUAUAGUUGAUAAGGAACUAUCUGAAAAUUAUGGAAAGCAGCUUGCAGAUGUUGAAAAACCAACAGAUGCUGGCAAUGAGUUGAGGACAUCGACAAUUUGCAGUCAAAGCAAUGUGAGUUGGGGAAAGUUCAAAAUACGCACAUCCAAUGGUAAGCCGAUAGGAAAUCUCAUGCCAUUGAAUGUGAAUCCCGAAAGAUCCUCUAAGUCUUCGUUAUCUAUUAUAUCGCCUCUUCAUGGUCAGCAGCAUUUGGAAAGUAAUUCUGAAGUGUUUGACAAACAAAAAAUUGUGGGUGGAGAAAAAGACGUGGAUACUUCCGAUUUUCAUGGAUCUAGUAGUAGCCUCAUGGUUGAUGCAAAUAGAAAGAAACUACCUAUACUAAAACUAAAAUCAAAGAUUUUUCAGGGCAAGACCAGCUUAGAUGUUCCCUCGGGUGCUGCGGGUGAGUCAACAUCUAAAAUGACUUUUCCUGAUAAACCAAAUGACAUGCCUCAAUUCCACGUAAAUGGUGGUGAAGUUUAUGACAGUGAAUCAAAUGUUAGCCUCCAUAACCAAGAGGCAGAAGCUGACUCACCUGACAUUGCGACUGAUUCAACUCGUAGAGCCAGAUCCUUCAGGUUGAAUGCUACCUCACGGGAGAUGGAAAUGGGUGCUGAUUAUCUACAACCAGGCACAUCAAGAGGGGCAAAAAGGUCCUCCAAGAAAGCUAUACAUUUGCCAUCAGAGGGAUCCAAAGAAGCUGAAACAUCUCGGUCUUCCAGAAACAAGCACCAUACUCCAAAAAAAUCAAAUUGGCUGUUGAUGUUGAAGCAGGAAGAGGGAUAUCGUUACAUCCCUCAGCUAGGAGAUGAAGUUGCGUACAUGCGACAGGGCCAUCAGGAUUACGUAGAGUCGAGUCGGACAUUACAGCCUGGUCCUUGGGUGAGGUAUGGAGAUUCGAUCAGAGCCGUUGAAUUUUGUUUGGUCGAAGACCUCAAGUAUACAACACAUUCUGGUUCUGGAGAGAGCUGUUGUAAUAUCACACUCAAAUUCAUAGAUACGUCAUGUAGUGUAGUUGGCCAAAAAUUUCGACUUGCACUGCCUGAACUGGAUGACUUCCCGGAUUUUGUUAUCGAGAAAUCACGGUAUGACGAAUCCAUGGAGAGAAGCUGGGAGAUUAGGGAUAAAUGCCUUGUGUGGUGGAGAGAUGCAAGUCCACAAGGUGGUACAUGGUGGGUUGGCUGUAUUACUGCUAUCAAAGAUAAAUCUAGUGAUUUCCCUGGAAGCCCAUGGGAUCGAUAUCUUGUUAGGUAUGAGAAUGAGAGCACUGAUUUCACCCACUCCCCUUGGGAACUGCACGACCCAGAUAGGUUAUGGGAGCAAAGAAUCGUAGAUCCUAAAUUCUUCAAAAGCCAAGAGAAGAUCCUAAAUUCCUUUGCUAAAUUAGUCGACACAGCUAGUAAAGAUAAGGAUCGGUACGGUAUCUUGAAAUUAAACGAGGCUGCUCAGAAGUUGGAUUUCAUGAACAGGUUUCCGGUUCCACUAUCUCCGGAAAUAAUCAAGUCAAGGAUGGAAAAGGAGUAUUAUAGGAGCAUGAAGGCAAUAGAGCAUGAUAUUGAGGUAAUGAUAUCAAAUGCUGAAUCUUACUUUCAGAAAAAUACGGAGCUUUUGAGAAAGAUGAAGCGCCUAUCGAGUUGGUUCGGUAGAAUCUUCUUAGACUUUUAGUGAUCCAAUUUUAUUUUAUCAUGAUCACCUCAUAGAAUUACUUCCUCUUUCUUAACUCUUUGUUUUAUGGCCGCUAAUUUGCUGAUGUUACAUUUUCGUAAUCUAUUGUAAGUUCCUUGUUUUUUUGACUUAGAUUGCAUCCAAUUUUUUUAAUUUUUUUUUUUGGAAAUUAAUUUUAUAAGAAAAGAAUGAAGAAGUUUCGUAUAAUUGGUCCUGUAUUGUUCAUGUGUUCAUGCAAAUUGUAAUGUAAGGCGCGUUGGGCCCAAUUUGUGCUAGCGGAACAAAGCAUAAACAGCCCAACUCAGAGAAAUUUUCCCGCUCAUUUCAUG
Messenger RNA from Erythranthe guttata (spotted monkey flower), 5675 nucleotides. RefSeq names its product WD40 domain-containing protein. Gene Ontology annotation, molecular function: protein binding. The record is from RefSeq and is a predicted model, not a curated record. Gene Ontology annotation, biological process: regulation of cell shape; cytoskeleton organization; regulation of transcription by RNA polymerase II. Gene Ontology annotation, cellular component: nucleus. Lineage: Eukaryota; Viridiplantae; Streptophyta; Magnoliopsida; Lamiales; Phrymaceae.